AUGGACGUUGCUACUGUUCGCUCCCUUUGUGCUUCUUGGCUGACCCUGUCAGAUGCCAUGGCUCUUCGCUGUGUGUCUCGUGGAUGGCGGGAGACCUUGGAUGAGAAAGAUGAUCCGCUGUGGGACAAUUUGAUUGAUGUCACCCAUGGAGCUGAAACUGCUGCUGUUCUGCGAAGAAGUUUUGCCCCAACAAGAGGAUGGCAGCUGGCACAGCUCAUUCAUCAUGAGGAUGAAGAUGACCGUCCUAUUAUGAGUUCAUUGAAUCCAGAAGAUGUAGUUCUCAUGAUCGAAUUCUCAUGGCGGAAUCACCACCAGGACUGCACAAGAGGGAAGCGCCGCAAAAUCAAUUUGGCUUCAUUUGUAUUGGAAGAUGCAUGCGACAGUGUGACCGAAACGAAAUACAGGUAUAAUGGGGAUGGAUCCAUUGUAUCCAUUUCUAUUCCAAAUCCGCACCACAAAGGAUGGAAUGAAGAUUAUCUGUCUGAAGGGGUCCUCAGUGGAUUUGAGAGAAAUCU
This is a messenger RNA of Seminavis robusta, 515 nucleotides long. The record is from the annotation of a GenBank genome assembly. Lineage: Eukaryota; Bacillariophyta; Bacillariophyceae; Naviculales; Naviculaceae.